Messenger RNA from Meloidogyne enterolobii, 3216 nucleotides. NCBI's taxonomy places the organism in Eukaryota, Metazoa, Nematoda, Chromadorea, Rhabditida, Meloidogynidae. The record is from the annotation of a GenBank genome assembly.
AUGUUUGGAGCAACUAUAGUUGCUUCUAAAAAUGGAGAUAAUGUUUUGGUCUGCUUAUUUCUAAAAUAUAAAACUUUUUUACAAUUUGCCUGUGCUCCCCACUACAAAUAUUUCUUUGCAAAAUUCGAUGUUGUAGAGCCUGUAGGAAGUUGUUAUUAUUCUCGGGAUUAUUUUAGUAAAAUACAAGAAUUUGCUCCUUGUAGACAAGAACCCGCCCGUCACGGUCACCACCGCUUAGGUUACGGAAUGUGUGGAUUUAGUGCUGCUGUCCCCGAUUUUGGGAAUGAACGACUUUUUAUUUCUGCGCCGGGUGCUUGGUAUUGGCAGGGAUCUGUAUUCUCUCAAAAUAUUCAUAACAUAACAGACAGGCCAAAUACGGCUGAUGGUCCUGCAUAUACUGACAAUCAAGAGCUUGGUUAUUCAACAGCAACAGGGGACUUUGAUGGUGACAAACUUGAUGAUAUUGUUGUUGGAGUACCUAGAGGGAAUGAAUUAAUUGGAAUGGUUUCAAUUUACUCGAGGCAACUCAAACCAAUUGCUAAUUUAACAGAAAAAGAUGGACAGCGUGGACAAUACUUUGGGGCUUCUGUUGCAGUUUUAGAUUUUAAUAAUGAUGGACUUGCGGAUAUAGUUGUUGGUUCACCUCUCUAUAUUAACUGGGCAAACGUUGAUGGAAAGACACAGGAACGAAAACCUCAAUAUGAUAUUGGAAAAAUUAGUGUUUAUAUUCAAACGGGGAUUGGCACAUUUAGAGAACCCGUUAUUAUUUUGGGUCAUGAACAGUGGAGCCGUUUUGGUUAUUCUUUGGCGGCUGCAGGGGAUUUAAAUGGGGAUGGAUUUCAAGAUUUGCUGGUCGGUGCGCCUUAUGAUGGAGAGGAUGGGCGUGGUAUUGUCUACAUAUUUCAUGGUUCUUCAGAAGGAAUUAGGGAGAAAUAUACGCAAAAAAUUCUUGCUAGAGAUGUCCACCGAGAUAUGCGGACUUUUGGAUUUUCUCUACGCGGUGGUAGAGAUGUUGAUGGAAAUGGAUAUCCUGAUAUAGCUAUUGGGGCAUUCAAAAGUAAUCAGGCAGCAGUUCUUCGAAGUCGUCCAGUAAUCCAAGUAGUUGGUUCUGUUCGAACUACAAGAAAAACAAUUAAUUUGGAUGAGAAACAGUGUGUGACAGAGUUUGGGAAAAUGCCUUGUGAUCGUCUAAGAUUGUGCCUUAAAUAUGCAGGGAAAUUAGUAGCAGGUGCUGACCAUCAACAGAUUGCUCUCAAAGUAGAAAUCCACCUUGAUGCCCUCAAAAAAGGGCUUUCCUCUCGAGCAUUUUUCUCUCGUGCAGAAUUGGAAAAGCGGAGAGAUUCUAAUAUUCGAGUACACCAAGCAUCUUCAAGUAGAGAUCAGCCUGAUAGAAUUGAGCAUACUUUAACGCUUACAAAGGGGCGGGAGCACUGUGAAAGUUAUGAAAUAUAUGUUCCGGACACAAUUCGAGAUAAAAUUUCACCAAUUCUCAUUUCUGUUAACUACAGCUACGUGGAAAGUGGUAUUCCUGGACGUUUAGAACAUGCUGUAGACACAACACUUGUUGAGGGUUUAGAUACAGAAUUAAUUAUAGAAAAGGACUGUGGGGAAGAUAAUAUUUGUGUGCCUGAUUUACACAUUACUGCGAGACCAGCAAAAGAUAAAUUUACAAUUGGAGCUAUAGAUCAAACAUUAAUUCUCAAUGUGAGUGUGGAGAAUAAAGGAGAGGAUUCGUAUCUAACACAAUACACUGUGUCUAUACCUCCAGGAUUUGAAUAUGGAGGAAUUGAAAAUUAUGAAACAAAAUAUUCUGUCAGUUGUUCCCCAGCAGAACACCAACAAAUAAUUCAAAAAAAUAGUCAACAACCUUAUGAAUUUAUUUGUGAUAUUGGAAAUCCUCUCCCUGCGGGGGCUACAGCUAAUUUUGGAUUUAAACUAAGAGGGCAUGAUGUGGAUAUGUCUAAAGAGUUUGUAGAGUUACGGAUGGGUGUAAACAGUACAAAUGAAGAAGCAGCAGGUGCUGGAGGCGAUAAUCAAAUGGUUUUGCGUAUUCCAAUAGAGGUUAAUGCACAGCUUGGUUUGAUAGGAAGGAGUACUCCUCCCCAAGUGGAUUAUUCUGUGCGUAAUCGAACGCCGGGAGUGGCGGCCACGUUUGACUUUGAUAUUGGGCCUACAGUUAGUCAUCUUUUCCAGGUUACAAACAGAGGCCCCAGUGCCAUUAGCGGCGCCACUCUCGAUAUCUUUUGGCCUUCAUUUUCCGAAGGAGACCGUUAUCUUCUAUAUUUGAUUGAUCAACCUUUUGUUAGCGACACAACAAAAGCAAAAUGCCGAUUAAAUCAACCUCAACAUAUUAACCCGGCAAAUUUAGCGAUUUCUAACGUUCAUAUGGCUACAGCUAGUCCAAUUGGGGCUCAUGGCAUUGAAGAAGAUGGGGAAGUAAAUGUUGAGCCUGAAGAGGAGGAGGAGGAAGAAAUUGAAACACCUCAAAGGCAAAGUAAUAAACAUAAGGGAUGGGCUGUAGAAGAUGGAGAAAAUGAGGAUGAAAAUAAUCUGGAAUAUCAGGAUUAUAAUCCAAAUAAUCCAAGAAAGCGUCGACAAAGCGCAGUUCAAAGAAAUCUUAGAGCUCAGAAGCACAUGCUACGUGAUGCUGUCCAACAUGCAAAACAAUCUGGGGGUGCUACAGAAUAUCAUGGACUGUUAGGAAGAAAUACAAUUAACUGUGCCGCACUAAAUUGUACCCACAUUGAAUGUGACAUUGGCCGUUUGGAGGAAAAUGAAUUUGUGUUAGUUGAAGUAUUCUCUCGAUUAUGGCUGAAUACUUUAAUUGACGAGAAUCAUCUUGAUGGGGAAAUUUCUUCAAUAGCUUUAGCUAGAAUCUCUGCAUUGCCUUUUGCACCCAAAUAUUCACCUCCUGCUUUGUUAAUUGCUGUUAAUACAGAAGUGAAUCCGACAGAUCCAGAAGCUGGAAUUUGGGAACUACCGUGGUGGCUUUGGCUUCUAGCAAUAUUAAUAGCAUUAUUGUUACUUGCCUUAAUUAUUUUUUGUUGUUAUCAGUGCGGUUUCUUUAAACGUACACGUCCACCCCCGCAAGAAAAGGCUCGCUUACGACCAGCAGAAAGGCCUGCUUCAGGGUACGAAAGUGACACCGUUGAUGGGGGUCACACAAAUGGACAUUAUGCAGAUAAUGGGGCUAGAUAUGCUCCUCCACAAAUGUAA